Messenger RNA from Dentiscutata heterogama, 1230 nucleotides. Lineage: Eukaryota; Fungi; Glomeromycota; Glomeromycetes; Diversisporales; Gigasporaceae. The record is from the annotation of a GenBank genome assembly.
AUGUCUAUCACUUUAUUCUGCCUUGUUAAAGGAAAUAAGUCCGCGAACGCUUUCUCUGUUAAAAUAAGCAGGAAUGAACCUAUUAGUGAACUAAAGGAGGCUAUAAAGACAAAAAAGCCACAAACUUUCGCUAACGUUGAUGCCAAUAACAUUAAAUUAUGGAAAGUGCCAAUCUCUAACGAUCACGAUCAGUUGCGGAAUCUUUCACUUGAGGACAGUGACGAGCUGUUGGCAAUAAAUGAUAUAGGAGACUACUGGCCUACUUCACCUCCUAAGAAGCAUAUUCAUGUCUUAGUCUCUCCACCAGAGUCCACCGCCAUUUCGGACGAGGUGUUGAAAUUAAGAGAACAACUUGUCUCGUUACAGACAUUAUUCAACAAGUCCACACAUGAGUUCGAAGUCGUUGUCCACCCGAAACAGAAGGCAAAUAAGUGGACUACAAAUAUCAAAAAAGCGUCUCUUGUCGGCCUCAAAGAUUAUAUACGUAAGAUGUAUCAACCACCCGCACUUGAAAAUGAUGGGACGGAACUCAACUUAAUGAAUGAUAGAAAGAAAUACUUCCCUUAUAAUGAUCAAGACCUUCAUGAGAUGCUCUGCAUAUUCGUAUCAAAGAACAAUCUCAAGUUUACCGUGUUCAUAGAAACACCCUCAAAAGCUUUCUUGGAUUGGUCAUUCCCAAAGUAUAAAGACCUGGAAGAAGAUUCUUCCCGAGCAAUACUUAAACAUCUUAUAGCUGAACUGGAGGCUCGUCUUAAGUCCAUUCCAAUAAAUGGAAACGAAGCAUCGAAAUCGCAAUACGUGUGCUUCUACCUUGUUUCUGGGGUGAAUUUGUAUGAAGGGAAGUUUGAGCUUCGACUAGAAAAAAAUAUCACAGGACCCAACGGACAUGGACCAGUUGAUUUCGCAAUUGAUUUACUCCGAACCAUGAAAAUGGUUGGCGUGAAAGAAGUAAAGGAUGAAGAUAUUUUUAAAGGUAUUGCACAGAAUGCCGUACAACUCGAAUCCGCUUUAUCAAACCGUAAACGUAAGGUGAGCAAGAUGGAAGAAGAUAGUCUGUUUGUGAGUAAGACUUUCGGAAUCAUCACUGAUGCAAAAGAAUGGUAUUUUAUGGAGUGUUCACUCGAUGAUCAGGACAAGCUAGCGUUCAGACUAUCAAAGCCGGUAACUGUUAUAUAUGAUAGUAAGAAUAUGGGCGAAAACGUUGAAAGAGUCCUCGGGCAUAUUGCAUGA